AUGCCAAGUAAAGAGGAUCUACGUCGUCUCUUUAACUUUCUCAAAUCUCAUCUAUAUCGAUUGAAUUUAUUCAAUACUGCCAGUGAAGAUGAAACUAUUAUACAGAAUGAACGUCGAUCAACUGGUCUUUACGUAGUUCUUCUCGUGACAUCAAUGAUCAUUUUUCUUGUAUACUAUAGUGCUGCACUUUAUACAGAAGACGUUUUCAUUCCAUCUCCUUCAUCAGAUGAAUAUGAUCGUAUACAAAACGAAACUUCAUUACAAUGUCCGUGUACAAACAUCGCAGUAAAGUAUGAAGUAUUUACUGAAGUUGUACCUACUUAUCAUCAAUUGUGUGGAAGUGAUUUUGUAUCAGAUGAAUGGAUUAAUCGUUUGUUUGAUUUAUAUGAGCAAAGUUGGAACAACUCAACUCCAAUUGACUUUCGUCGAAUAGGUGUAUUUCAGUUCCAAACACUUCGUUCGCUCUGUCAAUUAGCAAACGACACAAUCAACAGGAAUCUUCAAUCAUUUAAUUACACGGAUUUCGUUCAAUCUCUACUAGUUUCACCAGAAAUUUUUGGAACUCAAAUCGACUCCUUUAUCAAUGAAUUCAUCGAAGAAACACCCAAGACAUUUAUAAGAGCAUUUAACUUUAUGCAAGAUACAACAGCACAGAGUUUGUUCAUGACUGGUGCCUCAAUUACAAGUGUUCGACCAGUCAGACAAUAUACGAUAGAAGGAAUAGACAACGGUAUUGUCCCUUAUCCUGGAAUCAACUACACAUUUACAAAUAAUUUCACCUGUAUCUGCUCAAGUUCAACUGCUACUACCUGCAUGGGUCUGGCAACAUUUGACGAUAUUGUUCUGCCUGGUUUUCAAACUGGUUGUUAUAUGUUAAAUGCAUUGAUGAACUCUACUCUUGAAGCAUUCGAUAAUCAAACAUUCAUCAAUAAACUGAAUAAUUCAUCACGAAGUUUUCAAAAACUCAGUUCAUCGAACUCAAACUGGAAAAUUGAAAAAUUACUUAGUCAAAUUAUUCCACGUUCAACAGAUGAAACCAUUCUUCGACGACAACAUCAUACAACACGCUUAUAUUUAGUUUUGUUAUUGGUAACUUCAAUUACUAUGAUUUUUUAUACGUUUCUUGAAUCUAUUACAAUCAGUAAGACUAUUGAAUCCCCAUCGUUAGAAACUUUUGCUCGACUGAGAAAGGAAUAUCCAUUGACACUUGAUUGUCCAUGUAGUCGAACUUCAUUCGAAUAUAAACAAUUUUUUUCUGAUAUCGAAGUUGAGUACCAUGAAAUCUGUUCAUCUGAAUUCAUUACUCCUCGUUGGAUCCAACUUCAAUUUAUUGAAUCUCCCGUGAAAGAAUUUUUCAUCAAUGAUAUUCGUUUUCAAUCUCAAAUGCAUUUUCAGCUUUUAUCUACACUUUUUCGUGUAGCUAAGCAAACUAUCGAAGACAACCUUCAGUCAUUUUAUCGAACAAAAUUGAUUACUCCUAAAGUUAUUGAUAAUUUUUCUUUUCAAAUCGAAUCUGAAUUAAUUCUUGAACAAUUCAAAAGAACGGUACCAGAAUCAUAUGGAUGGACAUUACAACUAAUAGAAGCAAAUACUGAAAUUAAUCAAUUGAUUGUACCACUCAAUUCUAUUUUUCGAUCUCGAAUGGAUGUUCACAACAAAGAAGUUUUCCGCUUAGAACCUGAAUUAAAUGCUCGACACGAUCGUCCUGUAUGUACACUCAGCGAAAAAUGCGAAUGUUUCUUUUUGUUUCCCGGCGAAUGUGUUCUAGAAACAGUUGUUGUAGAAGAAGAUUUCUCCCGCAAAACUAUUCCAGGAAUGAGACUAACAGUAUCGCCUAUUCGCUCUGUUUUAAUAUCGACAUUAGAAUGUUUCUACAAUGAAACAUGUCUAUCUGAGAUUACACGUGAAAUUAAUUCUCUAGUUUCACCAACAAAUUUUUCAACACUUCGUUUGUCAUCGUUAGCAAUGAACGAAAGUGAAAAUGAUACAAUCGAUAUGUUGGCAAAGAAACUUUUUAUUCGAUCAUGGUCUAAUCAAACUAGUUCAUAUGAAUCGUAUUUUAAUCAAUGUCUUCCUUUAUCUUGUCAAUAUUCAUAUCUAAGUCGGUAUAAUAUAAUCGAUGCUGUUACAAGAAUUAUUGGAACAUUAGGCACUCUUAGUUUUCCUCUAACAUUAUUAGUACCGUAUCUCAUCAAACUAUUGUAUUAUAUUUGGGCUAAAAUCAAAUAUCGGCGACAAAAUACAAUCAGACCAUCUGUAGAAACGGUCUCUACCAGAAGAGGUAAAUAA
This is a messenger RNA of Adineta steineri, 2289 nucleotides long. The record is from the annotation of a GenBank genome assembly. Lineage: Eukaryota; Metazoa; Rotifera; Eurotatoria; Adinetida; Adinetidae.